Molecule: messenger RNA, 1976 nt
Organism: Conger conger (European conger)
Lineage: Eukaryota; Metazoa; Chordata; Actinopteri; Anguilliformes; Congridae
Product: bactericidal permeability-increasing protein-like
Exons: 16
Coding region: 174-1595 (473 amino acids)
Molecular function (GO): lipid binding
Source: RefSeq, a predicted model, not a curated record
CUGACAGUUACAGCCAGUUACAACAGCACCUCUUCCUGGUCUAGGCGGAGUGAAUUAAAAACCAUGUGCCUCUUCCUCUUUCACUCUGUUCAGCUGCUAGCCAGAGUGAACUUGACUGAACGCCCAGGACACGCUCAUACAGGACUCAGCCGCUCAAGCAGGUAUCUGUGGACAUGUUCGCUGUGUGGUGUGCGCUAGCUCUGCUAGCUCUUCUCCCCCUGUCUCAGACUGCCAACCCUGGUGUCAAGGUCAAACUUACACAGAAAGGGCUGGAAUAUGGCAGACAGAUUGGGAUGGCUACUCUGCAGAGUAAGCUGAAGUCCAUCAAGCUGCCAGACAUGUCGGGGAAAGUGAAGGUGUCUCACAUUGGCAAAGUCAAAUACAGAAUAACUGGGAUGCGGAUCGUUUCCCUUGGGCUGCCCAAGUCCACCGUGGGGCUGGUGCCCAACACCGGAGUCAGUGUGUCCAUUCAGAACGCCUUCAUCAACCUCCGCGGCAACUGGAGGGUCAGAUACCGGUUCAUAAGGACCAGCGGUUCGUUCGACCUGUCCGUGAGCGGACUAAGCAUCUCCUCCAGCAUCGCGGUGAAAAGCGACAAGACCGGGCGGCCGACCGUCAGCAGCGCCAGCUGCGGGGCCCGGGUGGGCCGUCUCAAAGUCAAGUUCCACGGGGGGGCCAGCUGGCUGUACAACCUUUUCCGUUCAUUCAUCGGAAAGGCCCUUCGUAAAGCGCUAGAAAAGCAGAUCUGCCCCCGGGUCGCGGAAGCAGUAUCCGAGAUGAACCCCCGCCUGAAAACUCUGAAUGUGCUCGCCAAAGUGGACAAGUAUGCGGAGAUUGAAUAUUCAAUGGCCGCAACUCCCGCCGUCUCACAGCAGUUCAUCGAGUUUGGCCUGAAGGGGGAGUUCUACAACAUUGGAAAGCACCAGGAGCCUCCCUUUGUUGCCGCGCCCUUCUCCCUGGCUGCCAAGAACACCAGCAUGCUGUACAUUGGGCUGUCCUCCUUCACCUUCAACACAGCAGGGUUCGUCUACCACAAGGCCGGGGCGCUCAACCUCUACAUCACAGACGACAUGAUCCCCAAGAAGUCCCCCGUCCGGCUCAGCACGAAGACGUUCGGAGUCCUCAUCCCCGAGAUUGCCAAGCGUUUUCCCAACCUGAUGAUGAAGAUGCUGCUGAAAAGUGCCAAUCCGCCCAAAGUCACCUUUCAGCCUAAGGGCCUGACUGUGGAGGCCACAGGCACUGUGACCGCCUACGCCAUCCUGGCCAAUGGCACCCUGGUGCCCCUCUUCAUCCUAAACCUGGAAGCCAGCGUUAGCGCACAGGCUUACAUUGCAGGAGUCAAAGUGGCUGGGGCUGUGGCCAUCAACAACAUCGGCAUAACCCUGGGCCAAAGCUACGUGGGCCCAUUCCAGGUGAAAUCGCUUGACAAAAUCCUCCUGAUGGUUCUGAAAUUGGUUGUUAUCCCCCUGGUCAAUGUUCGUCUGCAGCAGGGCUAUCCUCUCCCGGCUCUUGGCAAGAUGAGCCUGGUCAAUCCUCAGCUACUAAUUCAGAAGGACUACAUGCUGAUUGGAACAGAUGUUCACUUUGCACCAUGAGCACCGAGGGAUGUCACCUCACAUGACCAUAAACAAUCCGUAAAAUCCCAUUAUUAAUGUGAGCACUGGACUCAUUGCAGUAUUUUUGGUUUUUUUACUGCAUUUUUAUAUUUUCAACACGACAAUUUAUCAGAUGUAUAAAUACUGCACCGUAGUACUCUUUAGUCUCAUAUUCUUGUGCUGGACCAUGAUGUUGAAAUUUUAUUAUUAAUGAAAUGAGUACAGCUGUAUGAAUAAAAACCUACAUUUUAAGAUUACUUUUCAAAUGUGAGAUCUUGCUAAAGUUGUACAAUACUCAUAUUCUACUUUGUUUUUACUAAAUAAUUGGGAAUCGUUCUUAAAUUUUUGUUGUUCUUAAUAAAAGUUCAUAUGAAAAACCAA